GUAGAGGUAAUGUGCCAGAUAAGCUGCAUGUUUACUUGCAAAAAUGUGCAGCUGAUGAGGGCCUCGCCCUAGAAGCGAUUCCCAACUCUCCCCUGACCACUCCUCGCGCCGAUUCGCCAGAGCCCGGAGCUCUGGGGAGUACGAGAAGUGGCGGCCUGGGGAGACCCAAAAGCUUUGAAGAAAUGGUGGCCCAUGCCCGCUCCAAGAUCGGCCUGUGGAUUUCUACCACGGAUGAUGGCGAAAGCCAGGGUGAUGAAGGCAAGGCUGAAAGCAAGAAUGACAGCAAGGGCAUGUUUCGCACGUUGAGGGAUGCCCGUGGCAGUGGCACUUUGAUGAGUGCUGCAGGCAGCCAGCUUGAAAGCAGCGCUGCAAGCAGUGACAUGCUGCCAGGUAGUGUGCAGCAUGUCCCAAGGACUGAGAGGUCGGAGAAACCAGUGAAGCCAGUUCAGGAAGAAGUGUCCAUCGAAGAACGGCUGCAAAGAUUUGUGAAGAAAAUGGACCAAUUUGUCAAGCCAGCAGCAGGAGAGCCCAAAGCAGCGGAAGUGAAAGAAGAAGCAGUAGAGCCAGUCGCACCGAAGGAAGCUGCACCAGAAGAAUUAAAGGAAGUGGCAGCAACUGCUGAGGUGCGGCCAGCUGCAGGGGAAAGGUCAGAAGCGAAACUCGAGGCUUUUGAAGCCACCGCGGAAGCGGCAGUGCAAACAGAAGUGCCACGGCAAAAGGAUGCUGAAGCGAAGCCGAAGCCAGUUCUGGAGGCCGUGGAAGAGCAGAAAGAAGAGGUAGCCUUGGCCAAAGCACCAAAGGCACCGAAAGAAGGGGCAGCUGAAGGCAAAGCAGAAGCUGCACCAAAGGAGGUAAAACAAGUUCCUGAAGUGGCAGUAGCGGCAAAAAUGUUGGCCACAGCCGAAGGACCUAACGAGGAGGCAGAAGAAGCCAAAACAGAAGCUUACGCGCCACCUGUCCGAGGAGCAGAAGCAGGAAAAGAGUCAAAACUGGAGGAGGCAGCUGUGGCACAGACGCCAAAGGAGGAGACAGCCGAAACCACAACAAAAGCUUCACCGCCGGUGGCUGAAGUGGCACAACUCGCACUCAAGAUGAUGGAGGCGAAGGAGAGGAUGGAUAAAAUACCAACAAAAUUUGUGAAACCCGAAGAGGAAGAAGUCAUGGAAGAACAAACACCAAAACAUGCCCAGCUGGAUCGAAAGAGACCUAUGGAGGGGGUGCCGCACUUUGUGAAACCAGAGGAAGAAGAACCCGAAGAGGGCGCAUCACAGGCGGAGAACAAAAAGGACCUGGUAGAUGAUCUUUGCACCUUGGAACGGCGGCCGAGCUCCAUUUCGCUCACGGUGGCAAGACCAUCGACGUUGCGACAGGGUCUGGACGCGGAUGCCACACUGAGCCGACGCGACGUCGGUCCCGUCGGCGCCGCGGAGUUCUCCAGGGCCGUGAGCCCGGAGACUGCCAGGUACACCCCCACGCCUGGAGUGGUGGCUGCUGUGGCCACAGUCGCGCGCGUGAAAGCGAUGCAACGACUGCAAGAUCCAUAUGGCAUCAACCAGUCCUCCAGGACCAUGACCUACACCCCGCGGCAGAUGGCGCCCUCCCGGCGCUCCACUCCGGCCUGGACGGAGCUCGCGGUGAAGGCGCAGGAGUCGUGUCAACGCGCCCUGCAGGUGGCGGCCGUGCCCCCGUCACCGGGGAUGGUGUCGAUGUCCCCAAUUACCCUCCACAGCGACUCGCCCGGCAGCGUCCAACGUUCUCCGGGCUACCCAGUGCUGUGCCGAUCCAUGGGCCCCACCUAUUCACCACCCCCAACAGCACGGACGCAGUAUCUUGGACACACCAUCAGCUCUCCAGUGCUUCAUGGCUCCCGGUCUCCUCCCGUCCCAGCUGCCCCAGGCUUUCGAUCCGGCUCUCCUGAGCCUGUGGCGCGACCCUUGAUGCAGAAUAGCUAUGGCAGCUACCCCCGGCAGGGCAGCCCUAUGGUGACUACCUACAGGCGCCAAGGCAGUCCCAUCACUUGGCGUCAGGGGAAUCCAUCCUUGGGGGCGUAUGGGAGACAGGGGAGCCCGACCUCCUUGGCAACUUACGGGCGGCAGGGGAACCCGACUUCACUGGCAACUUAUGGACGGCAGGGAAGCACUCUGUGGACUUCCAGUAUGUUGAAGACCAGCACGACCUGCCUCGCCAGCACCCCUUGUCUGGCCCGCGUCAGCCCCCGGAGAGCCAGUCCUCAACGAAGGCCCAGCCCAGCACCGGGCGUCAAUGACCUCUGGCUUCCACCGACAUCAGCGGCCUGGACGCAAGCGCCUGCACGACUUGCAUAG
This is a messenger RNA of Cladocopium goreaui, 2324 nucleotides long. The record is from the annotation of a GenBank genome assembly. Lineage: Eukaryota; Dinophyceae; Suessiales; Symbiodiniaceae.